UAGGGCAACCAACCAAUGAUAACUUACUUUUUUGCAAAUAUUUUUCUAUUUCCUUAUGUCCACUGUCUAACCUGCGUAUUGUUUAAGCCAAUUAUUACUGCCAAGUUUCCUAACGCUUGCCUAUUGGAGUUGCUGGCCAUUUGCAGGGGAUUGAUUGGUUCUCAAUGGGAGAGAACACACAUCUUCAGAGGAAGUUGUAGGGGCCGUCAAAAUAGAGUUUCCCACAGUAGCUCGAAAGACAUGGCCGUCGAAAAAAGAGUUGCAGAGGUAAAACCUAGGGAUUGUGGCCGAAUGCAGGGCACAAGAACAGGUGGUGAUAAAAGAAUGAUUUCAUCUGCAUGCAGGACACUUGCGGUAGACUAUAGAGCAUCGAUUUGUACAACAUUGAUAAUUAGAAAAGCACAGAGGUUUUUUAAUACAAAAGCUCAAAACAGCCACAAACCCAACAGUUAGCUCAAAACAGUCAGCAAGCUCACAAUGAAACUGAUUAAAAAAAGCCCAUGAAAUUACAUAAUUUAUUACCGCUAUACUAGUUUUGUCUUCAAAAUGUAAAGCAUAGUUAAUAGGCAAACAAUGUUCAAACCAGGUACUUUCAUUUUAAAUUCCACGUAAAUCAGCUAACAAUGUGGUCAGAUAAGAACGGAAACAGACACAUUUAGCAAUAUAUGUCUUUAUAUAUAUUUUUUCCUUAUUGCAA
Cryptomeria japonica (Japanese cedar) is the source of this 697-nucleotide messenger RNA. RefSeq lists its product as uncharacterized. Lineage: Eukaryota; Viridiplantae; Streptophyta; Pinopsida; Cupressales; Cupressaceae. The record is from RefSeq and is a predicted model, not a curated record. Bases 16 to 453 code for a protein of 145 amino acids. The transcript is spliced from 2 exons.